This is a messenger RNA of Micromonas commoda, 2206 nucleotides long. RefSeq lists its product as hypothetical. Bases 321 to 2177 code for a protein of 618 amino acids. The transcript has a single exon. The record is from RefSeq and is a predicted model, not a curated record. NCBI's taxonomy places the organism in Eukaryota, Viridiplantae, Chlorophyta, Mamiellophyceae, Mamiellales, Mamiellaceae.
CACUCAGAGACUGUGCGCGGCGAGCGCGUGUGUUGAAAACGGGGUGCAGUGCUCGAAAAUAAGCGAUCAUCCUGUCCAGAAAAUCGCCGGUCCGUCCAAUGUCAACAUCCUCUCGGCGCGCGAAAGCCGUUGGUCAGACCCGGGCGCCCUAGCCACCCCGCGCGCGUAUCCGCGUGUUAGUUCGGUCGUUGUGACUAUCACUGACCGUCAAGUGGCAUCCCCGCGCCAUCCGGUGCCAGUCCCACUCUGCGAUAUCCUGCAAUCGCGUGAGUGUGUCUGAAACUCGGCAGCAAGCGUGUGUCGUGUUCGCGCCUUGGUUUAUGUCGACAACUAUGGCGUUAGCUGCGCUGCUCCCUGUGACGUCCAAGGAGGGUUCAACACGGGCCACGAAGACGGCAAUACUCACGAAGAUCCGCGCAGUUGCUGAUUCGCUUCCGGAUGGGUCACGCAUUUACCUCGGCAUCGACGACGACGAUACUGUGCUGCUGCCGAUCGAUCAGGAAGAGUUGGAGCAGGCCACGCACCCCCACGGCGUGACGCGGCGAAUAUUCGCAUCGACAAAUCCGUCCAACAUAAUCGGGAUCGUGAACGAGCUGUGCAUGCUGGCCUUCGCUGAUGGCAUGGACUUUUUCGUGCUUCUCGGGGACGACGUGUCGCUGCAGCUUGGAUGGUUCGACACCGUUUCGCAAAACUUCAAAGAAAUUGAGAGGAGCACAGGGCAACCUGGAUUUGGGUGCGUGGCGCUAGACGACGUCUCUUUCCCGGGCUUUCCGACGUUCCCAAUCGUAGGUCGGUCACACGUGGAGAUAUUUGGCGGAUGGGCGCCCAGUGCGUUCAUAAACCAAGGCGCGGACCCGUGGAUCUUCGAGGUGUACAGAAGGUUCAACUCGGCGCGUUUCUGCGACGCGCGCGUGCGCAACGGUAUCGGCGGAGACGAGCUUAACGAAUCGAGGUAUGUGAAGCAUACGAUACAGUGGAAGGAUGACAUCCUGACCAAUGCCGUGGCAUCCGUAAGAACCGCGAAGCCUUUCUUGAAGGAGACAGUCACGCUCGAUGUACUCGUACCUUCUUUCCGCGCUGAUUUGGACAUUCUGCAGCGCAUUUGCGAGCUUGACGUACCUAGUGGGUGCUCCACGCAGGUGGUGAUUAUCAUUGAUGAUCCUGCCAGGAUUGACGCGAGACGGCUUCUGGAGGAGAAGUAUGGACACCGUGUGCGCGUGCGUGUGAACGACGGCAACUUGGGCGCUUCAGCGUCGCGCAACCGCGCUCUAGAUGAGUCCGCCGCCGAGUGGGUGCUGUUCUUAGACGAUGACGUGCACCCAGACAAUUUGAUAUUGCAUACAUACGUCGACGCCAUCAGGGCUCAGGGUGACUACGUGUCCGGGUUCAUCGGGCCUACACAGAUGCCACCACCGGCGAAUGUCUAUUGCGCUGGGAUCGAACUGGUUUGGUUGCUGUACUUUUGGAGCAAGCACGUUCGCUCAAGAAAGAAUGAUGAAGUUCCAUGGGGGGUAACGGCGCAGCUGUGCACCAAGCGAAUUGAAGUCCGUUUUGACUUGCGUUUUCCAAAGACCGGAGGCGGAGAAGAUAUAGAUUACUGCCUUCGAGUGAAACGGGUCACGAAAAAGCCGCUCCUUGGGAUAGAAAGCAAAUGCGUGCACCCUUGGUGGGAUAGAGGAUACCCCCGGAACAAUCGAUUUUAUGGAUGGGCAGAGGGCGACUCAAUGCUGAUUCCCAUGUACCCUGAGCACGCCUAUCUUAGCUUCCCGAAUGCGAUCGAGUCCAUGGCAAUCACCUGUCUAGCGUCCGCGGCGUGGAUGUGUGGCAAUUCGACGGCGUGCACCGAGACGCCGGUUAGGUGCGCGGUGAUCUGCUUUGGUAUCCUCCUGUGCGACGCAGUUUUUGACGUCUUCAACAUUUUCUUCGAAGACAACGUCUCACACUUCCGCGGCACCCGCCGUUUGCUCGCUGGGAUUAUAGGUUCCGUGUGGUACAAAAACCUGGGCGUGGAACUCGGUCACUUUUACGCACCGAUUCGCCGUUUUCAGUUCCAGGUGCUCCAUCGCUUCGACUGGUGGUGCGGCAAGGAUAAAAGCAAAGUUGACGAGACACGAUUGCGGGAGCUGAUGCGCUUCGUUGCCUUCGCCGGCUUGGCUUUGCUUGUGGCGAUUAGUUAGUGAGACUAUGUAGCUGCCUGUCAUCUAUC